This is a messenger RNA of Hevea brasiliensis (rubber tree), 1486 nucleotides long. Its product is annotated as NDR1/HIN1-like protein 6. The coding region runs from base 413 to 1123 and encodes 236 amino acids. Gene Ontology annotation, cellular component: plasma membrane. The transcript has a single exon. The record is from RefSeq and is a predicted model, not a curated record. Lineage: Eukaryota; Viridiplantae; Streptophyta; Magnoliopsida; Malpighiales; Euphorbiaceae.
AAUUUCUUAUUUUAAGAAGUCUUAAUCCAAAUAUUUUUUAAUAUAAAAAUACAUGCCUUAUAGCAUAGAGAUCUUCCUAAAAUUAGUGUAUGUUUGGAGAUGCGUAACAAAUUUAUAGAAUGUUUAUAAUUUGAAGAACUUUUUGCCAACAAAAACAAAGCAAAAAUCACAUUAGUUGGAAACCGCAGAUGGGUUAGUGUCUAAAAUAGAAAACUAAGUCAUGUAACAGCCAAGCUAAAUAUUCAAUGUCCAUACAUAGGUAACCAUGUCCUUAACCAUUGGAAGCAAUUAAUUCCUUCUCCAUGUCCAAGAUUUUUGGCUGAGAAGGAGAGGAGCCGUUCUUUCUUCCUGUCCCUUCUCUUAUGGAACGUUUCACCGCAAGGUCAAACCCUCCUCUGACCUUGAGGCAUCAAUGGAAAAUCCACCCCCUUACCAACAAAAAUAUGCGAUGGUGAACAGUAAUCAUCGAGCAAAUCUAAGACCUCCUCCCCAGAGGAGAAACAUUCCUAGGUACCACUCAAGCUAUCCUGGUAAAUCCAGUGGAAGCUUUUGCCUAAAAUAUGUGUGUUGUUGUUUUCUCUUCUGGUUUGCUUUGAUCGUCCUUCUUGCUGGUGCUGCUUUUGCUCUUUACAAUAUGUUGCAGCCUGAAAUCCCUCGCUAUAACGUUGAUCGUUUCGAUGUCAAUGCCUUCAAUGUUCAGCAAGAUUUUAGUCUUCAUGCUGAAUUUGUUGUUACUGUUAAAUCUGAUAAUCCUAACCAGCACAUUGGCUUCCAAUAUGGCAAGGAUAGCUCUGUUGUUGUAACAUACAGAGACUCUAUUCUUUGUGCUGGAACACUUCCCACCUUUCUUCAACCCCAAGAGAAUACGACUAUGAUUCAAAUACUUUUGAAAGGAGAGAGCGAGUUUGGAUCAGGCCUUCAAGAAGCUCUCAUGCAGAAUCGAAAAACAGGAAAGAUUCCUUUGCUUGUAGAGGUAAAGGCUCCAAUUUCUGUGGUGGUUCAUGAUUUUCCUAUGAGACAAGUCACAGUUCUUCUCAACUGUUCUUUGGUGGUUGAUAACUUGUCACCUAAAAAGAAAGCCAGGAUUUUAUCAAGUACAUAUCAGUAUGCAGUUGCACUUUAAAUCCAAAUAUUUUCUCUCCUCUUCUCAUUUUUCUUGUUAAUAUUCUUAUUUCAACGAGGAGGGAAAGAGGAAGCAGAAUAGGCUGGCUAAUUUCAUUUCAAGCCAAAUGCUUCUUCUCUCAGAGAUCAAAUCAUAUCAAAUCAUCAGAGGAUUUUGCGGUUGCUAAUUAUCAAGGAAGUUCACUUACAGUUACAGACUUGUACUUUUAUAUAUCUGCAGGUUUAGAUUGUAUAAUUAGGCUCUUGUUUGGAAGUUGUAUAUAUAUGGGGUGUUUCUUCAGAGCAAUGUCCAUUUCUUAUAAGACGGCACUCACCUUUGUUUUUGUUUCCAGAAUUUAGAAAUAGAAAUGUUCGAUCUUUUAUU